Messenger RNA from Bacillus rossius redtenbacheri, 1587 nucleotides. RefSeq names its product glycine receptor subunit alpha-4-like. The record is from RefSeq and is a predicted model, not a curated record. Gene Ontology annotation, cellular component: neuron projection; plasma membrane; synapse. Bases 1 to 1587 code for a protein of 528 amino acids. Gene Ontology annotation, biological process: chloride transmembrane transport; nervous system process; signal transduction. Lineage: Eukaryota; Metazoa; Arthropoda; Insecta; Phasmatodea; Bacillidae. Gene Ontology annotation, molecular function: transmitter-gated monoatomic ion channel activity involved in regulation of postsynaptic membrane potential; chloride channel activity; excitatory extracellular ligand-gated monoatomic ion channel activity. The transcript has 10 exons.
AUGCAAGCACAUCAUGAGCACGGAGGCGGUGCCCCGCCGUGCCGGCGUCCCGACGCCGCCCUCCAGUGCCGAAGACGCCGCGCCAUGGGCUCGACGGCUCGCCUCGCCCUCUGCCUGCUGAGCGGCUGGUUGAGCCCCGAGAGCUGCCUGGGCGCGAAGGAGCUGUACGACCUGGACGUGGACUACAACAAGAACGUGCCUCCCCCAGGCGGAGUGACGGAGGUGGCCAUAUCGCUCUUCAUCAACCGGGUGUCGGCGGUGGACGAGAACAAGGAGGAGAUAUCGCUGGACGUGUUCCUGAACGUGCACUGGAAGGACCGGCGCGUGCGCAUCGCCUCGGAGGCGCUGGAGUUCAUGGAGCUGACCUGGGAGCAGCGGCAGCUGUUCUGGAUCCCGGACCUGUACAUCCGCCAGCUGCGCGAGAUGCGCGUGUUGUCGCUCUUCCAGGAGAUGACGUCACUGCGGCUGUACCGCAACCAGACCAUGCGCAUCAGCAUCGGGGCCACCGUCAUCAUCAAGUGCGACAUGGACUUCGUGCUGUACCCCUUGGACGUGCAGAAGUGCAAGGUGGACUUCAGCAGCUACAAGUACACCACGAGGGACAUGGUGUUCCGCUGGCGGGGAACCGCCCUCAGCUUCCCCAACGACUUCGAGGAGGACGGCUACCGCCUGCCCAAGUACGUGGUGUCCUUCACCACCGACAAGGAUGCCGGCCAGCAGGUCUUCUACGGCGAGGGCAACCACUCGACGGCGCGCAUGCACAUCACCAUGAGCCGCGAGCUGCGCAGCUACCUGCUGGAGAGCUACCUGCCCAGCUCGCUGUUCGUCAUCAUGUCCUGGGGCAGCUUCGUGGUGAUCCCUGAGAUGGUGCCCGGCCGCAUGGUGCUGCUGGUCACCACGCUGCUCUCACUGGUCACCAUGUUCGACACCGUCAGGAAUAACUCCCCCAAUGCGCUGGAGCUGAAGUGCAUCGAGGUGUGGAUCAUCUCGUGCACGCUGUUCGUGUUCUUCGCGCUGAUCGAGUACUUCGUGGUGCUGUUCGGCAUCCGCUACGACAAGCACUGGCGCCACAAGAAGAAAGACCUGGAGCGGGCGGACAGCGACGCCGCCGGCGCGCCGAGCCCCAAGCGGCCGGCGCUGGGGGACGUGGUGGCCGCGGCUGCUGCGGCUGCUGCGGCGACCGGCAACAACAACCACCACCACAUGGGGCGGCACCACCCCUCCUCGACGCAGCUGCCGCCGCUCGUGCUGCACCACCGGGUGGGCGGCAGCCGCAUCGACAACCUGCGCAUGUUCGGAACCAGCAAGGUCGGCCCGCAGGACGAUGGGGCGGGCAAGGACACCGCCGCCGCUACAGCCGCCCACAACCGAGCUUCCAUGGUCGCGGAGACCCGCGCGCAGACACGGGCGAGGGACCCGGCGGCCCGCCGCAGGUUCCAGCUGGCGGCGGAGCAAGUGGUGCUCUACUGCGGCUCCCAGCGGGGCAUGCUGGACCAGGUGUCGCUGAUACUCUUCCCGGUCUGCUUCUUCCUGUUCGCCAUCGUCUACUGGAUAUCAUACGUCAGCGAGGCUAACCUGCAGCUCUAG